Messenger RNA from Prosopis cineraria, 1762 nucleotides. Its product is annotated as SH3 domain-containing protein 3-like. The coding region runs from base 494 to 1363 and encodes 289 amino acids. Gene Ontology annotation, molecular function: protein binding. The record is from RefSeq and is a predicted model, not a curated record. The transcript is spliced from 9 exons. NCBI's taxonomy places the organism in Eukaryota, Viridiplantae, Streptophyta, Magnoliopsida, Fabales, Fabaceae.
GGCCAGCUUUAUGAAUCCAUGUUAGUGUAUCUAGCUUGGCUCUGGUGCUCUAUCAAGGAAUUUUAAAGCAUGCCUUUCGAUAAUCAUUUUUGAAAUGAAACUGAUGCAUAAAUCCUUUUCCUUGUUCAUUCAACAUAAAGCAUGUUCCAGGGAUAAAAAGAGAGCAUUGGUGGCUACAAGAUCAGCCACUCUAUCUCGGUGAUCAAGGAGAAUGCCAGGAAAGUAAUUAAAAAAAAUCAGAAAAAUAAUAUCUAAAAUAUGUUGCCUACAAAUAAGGGUGAAGGUAGAGAAUUCAAAGCUGUAGAAGAGUCAAUGAGAUGAACCUGAUAUUAGGCUCCUGAGUCAUUGACAAUUUUCAAAUAUUUUGGCUUCUUUAAGCGUAGUUCUGAGAUUAGUCACGUAGAUGUUCAAUUGCUGGAAAUUGGGUUGGAUUAACAUAUCAGCCUAACUUUGAUGAGGCACCAUUCAGAUUUGAAGUGAAUCCAACCAACUUAUGAAGAAGGAUUUUCAAAGGGAAAUUGUCAAAGCAGCAGAGACGUUUACAGCAAUGGGUUAUAAGCAUAUUGAAGCAGGAACGAAGCUUUCUGAGGAUUGCUGUAGAUAUGGAGCAGAGAAUAGCAGUGACAACAUAUUGGCUAAGGCUGCAUCAGUAUAUGGCGAUGCUCGCAAACAUGUUGAAAAGGAGCAAGAAGAAUUCAAUCAGCUUUUGUCUUCACAGGUUUUAGAUCCCUUAAGAUCAAUGAUCCAUGGUGCACCUUUGGAGGAUGCUCGCCAUCUUGGUCAGCGAUAUAGUCGGAUGAGACAAGAAGCAGAGACGCAAAGGGAAGAGAUAUCUAGAAGACAAGCACGUGUAAGAGAGGCUCCAACUGCUGAAAAUGUUGCAAAAUUGCAUGCUGCAGAAGCAAAGAUGCAGGAGCUAAAAGCAAAUAUGGCUGUUCUGGGUAAAGAAGCUGCAGCUGCAUUGGCUGCUGUCGAGGCACAACAGCAAAGAUUGACAUUCCAGAGACUUGUUGCCAUGGUUGAAGGGGAAAAAACUUUUCAUGCAAGAGUUGCAGCCAUUCUUGGUGAAAUUGAAGCUGAGAUGGUUUCAGAGAGACAGAGGAAAGAAUCUGCCCCUCCAGUGGUUUCUGAGAAUGGCUCCACAAAAACAAUGUAUUUCUUGGCUGAAGUAAUGCAUCCAUUUACUGCUACAGCAGAUAAGGAGCUGAGCUUGGCAAAGGGUGACUUUGUUGUUGUGCGAAAGGUGACCGCAACGGGAUGGUCAGAAGGAGAAUGCAAUGGAAGAGCAGGGUGGUUUCCUUCAGCAUACGUGGAGAAACGCCAGAGAAUUCCCUCCACCAACAUGCCUGGUGAAGUUUACUAGGUGCUUAUUUCUUGUGUCCUCAUAACUUCUGUUAGCCAUCCCUUUGGGUGUCUUGUAUUAUUGCUUGCUUGGAGAUGAGCAAGUAGGUUGGGGAUUGCAGAGGAGAAUGGAGCUUAGAUUGAAGUGUUAUUCUUUCAUUAGUGUGAGUGAGUUUGCAUGAGGUGUCAAGCUCAAACUUUCACUGUCUUGUAUUAAAGGUUGUUCUUCGUUAGCAUCUCCCCUUGCAUCAUAGCCCAGACACCUUUUUUUUUUUUUGGUUUUUCUUUUGCUGUAAUUGAUUCAGUGUAUUUGUAUUUAUUGAAGCCAAUUUCAAACAAAAAAGCUAGUUCUAGGUCAUUUAUCAGGGUAAUUACUUGAGCUUUGAGAAUCUGGUUAUAUGUAGAAAGAUGUAGAGAUUUA